AUGACACUUCGUCCUUCCUCUGUUCCACAGCGUGUCCCCCUGCCGUCUCCUCCUGCGUCCUCUCUUCCGCACGUUCCGGACCCUGAGUUUGACUUUAUUCAUGCUGCCAGCCCUACUAUCACGUGUCUCCUAGCCACUGUUGUCACUGACCCUUCGUUUGAGUCUACUGCUACGGCUGCCUUAGUUGUUGAGCUUGUUGACUUUGCUGCUGCGUGUCGUCUCGACUACGCCGCUAGUCUUGUUGCUGAGUCUGAGUCUGUUUGUCCUCCGUCCGUCGGGGGUGAGUGUGCUCUCGGCACGGACGUCCUUGAGGACAGGCAGGAGGACUUUGAGUGUCUUGCAGCUGCUUUACGUCAUCUCAUGGCCAUGCUGCUUGCACCUGAGGGAGACCCGGAUGCACCAGACAUCCUGAUCGCGCGCUCUUACGCAGAGGUGAUUAUGGGUCCGUACUCCACUCAGUGGCAGACAGCCAUGUGCGCAGAGAUGGCAUCCUGGAAGUCCACAGACACUUACGUCGACGCAGUUCCCCCUCCUGGGGCGAACAUAGUCGAUGGCAUGUGGAUCUUCAGGGUGAAGCGGCCGCCGGGUUUUCCGCCUGUCUUCAAGGCUCGUUACGCUGAACGAGGCUUUAUUCAGCGACAGAGAGUUUACUUCUUCCAGACCUUCUCCCCUACCCCGAAGAUGGCCACUCUUCGGGUGCUGCUGCACGUUGCCGCUCAACGUGACUACGAGCUUCACUCUCUUGACUUCAGCACUGCUUUUUUACAGGGCAGCCUGCACGAGGAGAUCUGGCUGCGCCGCCCACUUGGCUUCACUGGGUCGUUUCCUGUAGGUACCCAGUGGAGCCUCCGGCGGCCAGUCUACGGUCUCCGCCAGGCGCCUCGCGAGUGGCACGACACACUGAGGACGACACUUGCGGCUCUUAGGUUUGCUCCUUCGACUGCUGACCCGUCGCUGUUUCUGCGCACCGACACUUCGCUGCCGCCGUUCUACAUUCUCGUCAUAGGAUAA
Messenger RNA from Closterium sp. Yama58-4, 1011 nucleotides. NCBI's taxonomy places the organism in Eukaryota, Viridiplantae, Streptophyta, Zygnematophyceae, Desmidiales, Closteriaceae. The record is from the annotation of a GenBank genome assembly.